CACGCCUGGAACGCAGCUCCGCGGACUAUACUCGUCUGGGCCGCAGGCCGGGGGUGGCGGCCGCGGUCCCGACCCCGAGCCCGGCUCCGCGCCCCAGGCUUCCAGGCCGGCCGUGCUGGACGUUAGGGCUGUGGGAGAUGAAAUCCCUGUGGUUCAGGCCUCCCGGCGCAGGGUCCUGCUGUGGCUGCCCCAGGACAUCACACGGGGAGUGCUUCGCGCACCUGUAAACCCGGCUCUACUUUUUCCACAAGAGGAGAGGAUGGCUGCUGGGUACCUGCUGCCCUGGCCCCAGGAGUUAGUGACCUUUGAGGACGUGGCCGUGGACUUCUCUCAGGAGGAAUGGGAGAUGCUGGCGCCUGCUCAGAGGGACACCUACAGAGAUGUGAUGCUGGAGACCUGCUGGCACCUGGCCUCCCUGGAAAUCGUGAAGAACCCAAAUGCUGAGAAGGGCACUGAGGACCGUCUGUCUUCCUCAGUACAGACCUCUCAAGCCUGCAGCCCUCCCCCAUGGACAGGGCAUCCACCCUUUGGACUAGUGGCAUCUUUCCACCUGGAGCAAGGAGAAGCCGUGUGGGUGGUGGGGAAAGGAAGUCGCCAAACCCCCUGUUCAGAUUGGGAGACUAGACUGCAAAGCCAGGAGUCAAUUUACAAGAAGAUGAUUUUGGGGGAAGAACUACCCAAGGGUGUGAGUAUCAUAGAGCCCCCCAGAGAAACCUGGGGGUGUGGCCGACUUGAGAAGAUCCCUGAAGAACCCCAGAGGCUUUUGAGGCAAAUGGCAUACAUCCAAGUAAAGGCAUUUGCUCAGACAAAGGCUACUGUCUGGCGUGAAUUUGGCGAAAAUGGUCAUCUGAGCCCAGAACUUGUUUUAUUACAGGGAGGUUCUAUAGGGAAACACUUCUGUGACUGUGACCUAAAUAUUGGGAGUUUGGGAGCUGAUCCAUUCUUAAACCACCAUCAGACGGGAUGUGCAGAUCAGAGACCCUGUGAACAUGAGGAACCUGGAAAAGACCUCAGCCAAAAGAGUUACCUUAUCCAUCACAAAAGAACUCAAACUUCUACAUAUGCAGAACACAGGAAAUCAUGCAAUCGCACUAUGGCACUUAAAAUACAUGACACAACGAACACAGUGGAGAAGCCUUAUGAAUGUCAGGAGUGUGGGAAGGUGUUUAACCGGAGGCAUUCCCUGAGUGAACAUCAGAGAAUCCACACAGGAGAGAAGCCAUACGAAUGUCAGGAGUGUGGGAGGGCGUUUACACACAGCUCCACCCUCACUCGGCACUUGAGAACUCACACUGGAGAGAAGCCUUACGUGUGCAGCGAGUGUGGGAGAGCCUUCAACAGGAUUUCAUCUCUUACCCAACAUCAGCGGAUUCACACGGGGGAGAAACCUUAUAAAUGUAAAGACUGUGGGAAAUCCUUCUGCCAGAGUUCUUACCUAAUCUUGCACAAGAGAACGCAUACUGGCGAGAAGCCUUAUGAAUGUAGUGAAUGCGGAAAGGCCUUCAGCGAUCGGUCGUCACUUAACCAACAUGAGCGAACUCACACCGGUGAGAACCCCUAUGAAUGCAGUCAGUGUGGAAGAACCUUCAGCCAGAGGUCUUCUCUUGUCAGGCAUGAGAGAACUCACACCGGAGAGAAACCGUAUAGCUGCGGGGAAUGUGGAAAAGCCUUUAGCCAGAGCUCAUCCCUUAUCACACAUCAGAAGACACACUAGUCAGAAAACCUAUAAAAUGAUUGAUUGUGGGAAAGUUUUCUAUCAGAGUAGCCACCUUUUUGGAUCUUAGAGAUGGCCUGCUGCCCUGUAAGGUGCCUUUCAGCACUGCCCUACGUGAGCAUGGCCAGACUUUUCCCUUCUGAUGUGCUGCUUGAAAAGAAGCAGGCUUAUGCCACCUUCUUGAAAGAAAGCACUGGGUUCUAGAUCUCAGAAGGGGCCUCUUAAUGAGCAACAUUGACACUGAGCUCUGCCCAGUGAGCUCCGUCCUCUUGUGAAAGAUUGAUAAGUGGGGUGGGAUUUUGCUAAGAGUAACCACGUUAAUUUAGUUAUUGAAACAAAAGUUACUCGCUUUCAGUUCUUUGUUUCAAAAUGCAGUGUCUUUGUUUCAAUAAUCUGUUCUAAUAUUUUACUUAAUCAUUCUGGUUUGGUCACUUAACUAGGGCCUGAUUUUUCUCAUGCACUACUCUGGCAAUGCAGAGCAUAUGCCCAGACAACGAGUUUUGGGUGCAAAGUGAAAAAUAAAGAGUGCUAAAUGGUAUAUGCAGUUCUGUCCAGUGAAGUCAAAAUAUAUACAUAAAUGGACAUAUGCCAGACAGAGAUGUGGAGAAAUGAACAGAGUUUGUGAGACUUAAGUGAUGGUGUUUGAUUUCCUGUCGUUGGCCAUUUUGUUCGGCACUUCUGUCAUCAUUCUGAUAAGUAAAAGGAAACAACCCAAAGCAAUAUUAAGUUUCAUUGAUCGGUUAGGAAGGAGGGUGGAUAGCAAGAUGGCAAGGAUAAAGUGCCGCAGGCCUUGGGAUAGGGAGAGGUAGAGCGGCGACCUUUGGUGGCCUGGGGAAAGUCCCAACUGUGAGAUAGCCUUGCCUGAGUAGGGACCAAGAGCACCCAUAUGCAUCCUCAUUGCCCUCCCCGUUAACAUUUAUGGGGUGCUCACUAUGUUCUCCGCUCUAUUCUAGCGCUUACAUGUGCUUCCUCAUUUAACCUUCUCACCAACCCCUUGAGAUAGUAGCUGUUUCUAUCCUCCUAUUACAGAAGGAGAAACAGAGUAUCUUGUCCAGAGACACACAACUAGAAGGUAGUGGAAUCUGGAACUGUGCUUGAGCCUCCUGUACAAGGCCAAUGCCCAUUGGUGAGGAGGGACACAGGGGAGCGGUAGUCUCCUAAUUCUCCCUUAGCCGCCUAACAUUCAUCUGAAUCUUCUUCCCUGGAGCUGAUGAGGGUGGUUCCCACCAGAUCUUUCAUUCAAGUGGGUGGGACCUGAUCAUAAACAUUGUAGCCUUUCCCUAAAGCAGAGACCCCUUAUCUGGGGUCUGUGUAGACUCCUCUAGGCUGAUGGAUGUUUCCUUAAGGGUUCUAUGAACAACCUUUCUGCUGAAUGCAAAAUGUAUCUUGGGCGCAUACAUACUUUCUGGGGAAAAUGUUUUCAGCUUUCACCUUUGUAAGAAUAGUUGGCUUAGAGGUGUCAUGACUGCACUGUUUUCCAGUCUGGAUCUCUCCUUCCCCCCAGCAAUUGUUUAUAGAGAAUCUGAACUCUCUGCCAGAUGGCCGCGUAUAACACAGAUGAGGUGUCUGCCUUCACUGAAUAUAUAUUCCAGUGGUGAGGAAGCCAGACAGCUUCAUGAGUUGCAGUCUGUGCAGUCUCCCAAGGCUACACUCUCAAAAAGAUCCUGUGAUCGGUUGAAUAUUCUGCUUUAUCCAUCUCUAUUCUUGAUACUUUUGAACAAAGGCCUCCCCUACAAUAUCUUCAUUUUUGCAGCAAGCCCUGCACUUUGUGACACUUUAUGACCUAUAACAGAGUGAGGGACAGAGACAGAUGUUAAACAAGUAACCAGAUACUGUAAUGAAAUAAUUACAGGUUUGGGUAGAUGCUCCAGAGGAUGCAAAUGGGACGCUGAUGUAAUAGAUAAUAUGAGAGGGACCAACCUUAGGUCCUUGAAGACCUGAAUUUAAUUUGAAACUUGAGUCACUGUAGCAUCCAAGAUGAAGACUUUAACCAGUGGAGAGCUUCAGUUUAGCUUCAUUUUCACAUGUGGUUUUAUGACCAUUAAAAAAAUUUUUUUUAAAUAAAUAAUAAAAAUGAAUAAAUAUUUAGUU
Molecule: messenger RNA, 3805 nt
Organism: Manis pentadactyla (Chinese pangolin)
Lineage: Eukaryota; Metazoa; Chordata; Mammalia; Pholidota; Manidae
Gene: ZNF554
Product: zinc finger protein 554
Exons: 6
Coding region: 260-1714 (484 amino acids)
Biological process (GO): negative regulation of transcription by RNA polymerase II
Molecular function (GO): DNA-binding transcription repressor activity, RNA polymerase II-specific
Source: RefSeq, a predicted model, not a curated record